Molecule: messenger RNA, 183 nt
Organism: Malassezia pachydermatis
Lineage: Eukaryota; Fungi; Basidiomycota; Malasseziomycetes; Malasseziales; Malasseziaceae
Exons: 1
Coding region: 1-183 (60 amino acids)
Biological process (GO): mitochondrial respiratory chain complex I assembly; electron transport chain
Cellular component (GO): mitochondrion
Source: RefSeq, a predicted model, not a curated record
AUGUCUCAACUUUCCCGUGACCCCUGGGCUAAGCGUGAGGCUUGGCGCAAGCACCCUAUCUUCUCGUACAGCUACUACUACCGCAACAUGUUCCCUGGCCUCGGCCUUGGUGUGACGGCGUUUGUAGCCUACUGCGUGUGGGAGAAGUACGCUAAGAAGCCAGCCUCGCACGGUGCGCAUUAA